This is a messenger RNA of Solanum tuberosum (potato), 2167 nucleotides long. Its product is annotated as receptor-like protein 12. The record is from RefSeq and is a predicted model, not a curated record. Lineage: Eukaryota; Viridiplantae; Streptophyta; Magnoliopsida; Solanales; Solanaceae. Gene Ontology annotation, molecular function: protein binding. The transcript has 2 exons. The coding region runs from base 51 to 2120 and encodes 689 amino acids.
AGUUACGUACAAUAUCAAAUCCUAUGAAUCUGAAACAAUAAACUCAAACUAUGAUGAUGGUUUCUAGCAAAAUAUUCUCUUCACUUCAGUUUUUCACACUUUUCUACCUCUUUACAGUUGCAUUUGCUUCCACUGAGGAAGCAAUUGCCCUCUUGAAAUGGAAAGCAACUUUCAAGAACCAGAAUAAUUCCUUAUUGGCUUCAUGGACGCCAAGUUCUAACGCAUGCGAGGACUGGUAUGGAGUUGUAUGCUUUAAUGGUAGGGUAAACACGUUAGCUAUUACAAAGUCCAGUGUCAUUGGUACACUCUAUGCUUUUCCGUUUUCAUCUGUCCCUUUUCUUGAGCAUCUUAAUCUUAGCAAGAACAAUUUCUCUGGCACCAUUCCACCUGAGAUUGGUAAUCUCACUAAUCUUGUCUAUCUUGACUUGAACACCAAUCAGAUUUCAGGAACAAUCCCACCACAAAUCGGAUCACUAGCCAAGCUUCAGAUCCUCCGUAUGUCUCUUAGUAUCCUACAUUUGAGUAAUAACUCUCUUAAUGGCACUAUUCCUUCUUCAUUGGGGAAUUUGAGCAAUUUGUUUGGUUUGUAUCUUUAUAAUAAUCAGCUUUCUGGCUCUAUUCCUGCAGAAAUAGGUUACUUGAGUUCUCUUACUUAUCUAUAUUUGGGUAAUAGCUCUCUUAAUGGAUCUAUUCCUGCUUCAUUUGGCAAUUUGAGAAAUCUGAAAACUAUGAUUCUCAAUGAUAACAAUCUCAUUGGGGAAAUUCCUUCAUUUGUGUGCAAUUUGACAUCACUGGAAGUGUUGUGUAUGCCGAGAACCAAUUUGAAGGGAAAAGUUCCGCAAUGUUUGGGUAAUAUAAGUGGCCUCCAGGUUCUAGUGAUGUCACAUAAUAAUCUCAGUGGAAAGAUGCCUCCAUCUAUUUCCAAUUUAACGUCACUACAAAUUCUAGAUUUGGGCAGAAACAAUCUGGAGGGAGCAAUUCCACAAUGUUUUGGCAAUAUUAGUAGCCUCCAGGCGUUUGAUAUGCAGAAUAACAAACUUUCUGGGACUCUUCCAACAAAUUUUAGCAUUGGAUGUUCACUUAUAAGUCUCAACUUGCAUGACAAUGAACUAGAGGGGGAAAUCCCUCGGUCUUUGGCCAAUUGCAAAAAGCUGCAAGUUCUUGAUCUAGGAGAUAAUCAUCUCUAUGACACAUUCCCCAUGUGGUUGGGAACUUUACCAGAGCUGAGAGUUCUAAGAUUGACAUCGAAUAAACUGCAUGGACCUAUAAGAUUUUCAGGGGCUGAAAUCAUGUUUCCUGAUCUUCGAAUCAUAGAUCUCUCUAGCAAUGCCUUUUCGAAAGACUUACCAAAGAGUCUGUUUCAACAAUUGAAAGGCAUGAGGACUGUUGAUCAAACAAUGAAGACACCAAGUUAUCUAGGAGGUAGAUAUAACUACCAAGACUUGGUAGUUGUUGUAACGAAGGGAUUGAAGCUUGAAGUUGUGAAAAUUUUGUCUUUGUACACAGUUAUCGAUCUUUCAAACAACAAAUUUGAAGGACAUAUACCUAGUGUUCUAGGAGAUCUUAUUGCGAUUCGGGUACUUAAUUUAUCUCAUAAUGGGUUGCAAGGCUAUAUAUCACCAUCACUUGGAAGUUUAUCUGUACUGGAAUCAUUGGACCUUUCAUUUAACCGCCUUUCGGGAGAGAUACCACAACAACUUGCUUCUCUUACGUCUCUUGAAUUCUUAAAUCUCUCCCACAAUUAUCUCCAAGGAUGCAUCCCUCAAGGACCCCAAUUUCAUACCUUUGAGAACAGUUCAUUUGAUGGUAAUGAUGGAUUACGUGGAUUCCCCAUUUCAAAAGGUUGUGGCAAUGAUCCUGUGUCGGAGACAAACUAUACAGCUGCGCUAGAAGAUCAAGAAAGAAAUUCUGAAUUUUUCAAUGAUUUUUGGAAAGCAGCUCUGAUGGGCUAUGGCAGUGGGCUAUGUAUUGGCUUAUCCAUAAUAUAUUUCUUGAUCUCAACUGGAAAUCUAAGAUGGCUUGCAAGAAUCAUUGAAGAACUGGAACACAAAAUUAUCAUGCGAAGGAGAAAGAAGCAGCGAGGUCAAAAGAAUUACAGAAGAAGAAAUAAUCGCUUCUAGACAAGUUACCAGUAAAGAAGAAUUUGAUUUCAGAACUUCAGGUAUUC